Molecule: messenger RNA, 429 nt
Organism: Cryptomeria japonica (Japanese cedar)
Lineage: Eukaryota; Viridiplantae; Streptophyta; Pinopsida; Cupressales; Cupressaceae
Product: B3 domain-containing protein At4g01580-like
Exons: 2
Coding region: 1-429 (142 amino acids)
Molecular function (GO): DNA binding
Source: RefSeq, a predicted model, not a curated record
AUGCCAAAUGCCAACAAAAACAUGCGCAUUCCUCCAGCAUUUGUUUCACGGUUUUUAAACAACCCAGAUGAACAUAUGGUGUUGGAAGGCCCAGAUGGCCAGGAAUGUGAUGUACAGUUAUGGGGUUCCAUAGAUCGAUUGGAAUUUCGACAGGGUUGGAAAAAGUUUUUAGAUUUUCAUGGGCUAGAGAUGGGAGAUUUUCUAGUGUUUAAAUACAUUUCGAAGUCCUAUUUUAGGAUUCAGAUAUUUGAUAGAACAGCCUGUGAGAAAAAUCUCAAUGCUCGUCAUUUUAUGAAUACCAAUGUUGAUACAGAUACAAGCCCUUCUGACAAAGUGGGUAGAUCAAGUCGGCCAAUGGGCACGAAGCUAGCAAACAAUAUGGUUUAUGAUGAGAAAGAUGACGGUUUUGGUUUCAAAGCAGGCAUUUGA